CCAGAAUGUCAGCCUUGGUACCUGCUGUCUUCUCUGCCUUUUCCCCCAUGGGGGUGAGGCUGCUAUGUGGGUGUGGGGGUGACUCACACAGGGCACGUGGGCGGGCGGGCACUGCAGCUGUGGCUGGUGGGUGUGGACCUCCUGGCGCCAAGGACAGGUGGCCCAGCCAGUUCUGCCUCUAACACUUCAUUCCGGCCAUCCCUCUGCCUGUGAUGAGAGCCUCCUGCUGCCUCAGCCAUAGACCCACCAGGAGGCCUUGGGACCCAGACAUGCAGUGAUCUCAGACCAAGGGAUGCCACUGACACCCAGAACCUCACCAGCCAUGAAUGCCCACCCCAGGGAGAUGGUGCCUCUUAUAGGCAGGAGAGUUGCUGCCCCCAGUGGGAACCCUGCUGUUUUGCCAGAGAAGAGGCCGGUGGAGGUGACCCCCACGAAGAAGAGUGCACACUUCUUCCUGGAGAUAGAAGGGUUUGAACCCAACCCCACUGUCACCAAGACCUCUCCCCCCAUCUUUUCCAAGCCCAUGGACUCCAACAUCAGGCAGUGCCUCUCUGGCAACUGUGAUGACAUGGACUCCCCUCAAUCACCUCAGGAUGAUAUGACAGAGACCCCGUCCAACCCCAAUAGUCCGAGUGCAAACCUGGCCAAGGAAGAGCAGAGGCGGAAGAAGAAGCGGCUGAAGAAACGCAUCUUCUCGGCUGUGUCUGAGGGCUGUGUGGAGGAGCUCCUGGAGCUGCUGGGGGAGCUGCAGGAGCUUUGCAAACGGCGCCGUGGCCUGGAUGUGCCUGACUUCCUUAUGCACAAGCUGACGGCCUCAGACACAGGGAAGACCUGCCUGAUGAAGGCCUUGUUAAACAUCAACCCUAGCACCAAGGAGAUUGUGCGUAUCCUGCUCGCCUUUGCUGAGGAGAACGACAUCCUGGACAGGUUCAUCAAUGCCGAGUACACAGAGGAGGCCUAUGAAGGGCAGACUGCGCUGAACAUCGCCAUUGAGCGGCGGCAGGGGGACAUCACUGCGGUGCUCAUCGCUGCUGGCGCCGAUGUCAACGCCCAUGCCAAGGGGGUCUUCUUCAAUCCCAAGUAUCAGCACGAAGGCUUCUACUUUGGUGAGACCCCCCUAGCCCUGGCAGCGUGCACCAACCAGCCUGAGAUUGUGCAGCUGCUGAUGGAGUACGAGCAGACUAACAUCGCCUCGCAGGACUCACGGGGAAACAAUAUCCUACAUGCACUGGUGACAGUGGCCGAGGACUUCAAGACGCAAAAUGACUUUGUUAAGCGCAUGUAUGACAUGAUUCUGCUGAGAAGUGGCAACUGGGAAUUGGAGACCGUGCGUAACAACGAUGGCCUCACACCGCUGCAGCUGGCCGCCAAGAUGGGCAAGGCUGAGAUCCUGAAGUACAUCCUCAGCCGUGAGAUCAAGGAGAAGCCACUCCGGAGCUUGUCUAGGAAGUUCACCGACUGGGCAUAUGGGCCUGUGUCAUCCUCACUCUAUGACCUCACCAAUGUGGACACUACGACAGACAACUCGGUGCUGGAAAUCAUUGUUUACAACACCAACAUUGAUAACCGGCAUGAGAUGCUGACCCUGGAGCCCCUGCACACGCUGCUGCAUAUGAAGUGGAAGAAGUUUGCCAAGUACAUGUUCUUCCUGUCCUUCUGCUUUUAUUUCUUCUACAACAUCACCCUGACUCUUGUCUCAUACUACCGCCCCAGGGAGGAGGAGGCCCUCCCACACCCCUUGGCCCUGACACACAAGAUGGGGUGGCUGCAGCUCUUAGGGAGGAUGUUCGUGCUCAUCUGGGCCAUGUGCAUCUCUGUAAAAGAGGGCAUUGCAAUCUUCCUGCUGAGACCCUCAGAUCUACAGUCCAUCCUCUCAGAUGCCUGGUUCCAUUUUGUCUUUUUUAUCCAGGCUGUGCUUGUGAUACUGUCUGUCUUCUUAUACUUGUUUGCCUACAAAGAGUACCUUGCCUGCCUCGUGCUGGCCAUGGCCCUGGGCUGGGCGAACAUGCUCUACUACACGCGGGGGUUCCAGUCCAUGGGCAUGUACAGCGUCAUGAUCCAGAAGGUCAUUUUACAUGAUGUUCUGAAGUUCUUAUUUGUGUAUAUCGUGUUCUUACUUGGAUUUGGAGUAGCCCUGGCCUCACUGAUUGAGAAGUGUCCAAAUGAUAACAAGGACUGCAGCUCCUAUGGCAGCUUCAGCGAGGCGGUGCUAGAGCUCUUCAAGCUCACCAUAGGCCUGGGCGACCUGAACAUCCAGCAGAACUCCAAGUACCCGGUCCUCUUUCUGUUCCUGCUCAUCACCUACGUCAUCCUCACCUUUGUCCUCCUCCUCAACAUGCUCAUUGCCUUGAUGGGAGAGACAGUGGAGAACGUCUCCAAAGAGAGUGAGCGCAUCUGGCGCCUGCAGAGAGCCAGGACGAUCUUGGAGUUUGAGAAAAUGUUACCAGAGUGGCUGAGGAGCAGAUUCAGGAUGGGAGAGCUGUGUAAAGUAGCGGAGGAAGAUUUCCGAUUGUGUUUGCGGAUCAAUGAGGUGAAGUGGACUGAAUGGAAAACGCAUGUCUCCUUUCUUAAUGAAGAUCCGGGACCUGUAAAACGGACAGAUUUCAACAGAAUUCAAGAUUCUUCCAGGAGCAACAGCAAAACUACUCUCAAUGCAUUUGAUGAAAUAGAUGAAUUCCCGGAAACUUCAGUAUAGAAGCAGAACCCAGAGCUGGUGUGAACAUGGGCUGAUGCUGCAGGCUGAGU
Molecule: messenger RNA, 2745 nt
Organism: Otolemur garnettii (small-eared galago)
Lineage: Eukaryota; Metazoa; Chordata; Mammalia; Primates; Galagidae
Gene: TRPV3
Product: transient receptor potential cation channel subfamily V member 3
Exons: 18
Coding region: 293-2695 (800 amino acids)
Biological process (GO): calcium ion import across plasma membrane
Cellular component (GO): membrane
Molecular function (GO): calcium channel activity; protein binding
Source: RefSeq, a predicted model, not a curated record